Molecule: messenger RNA, 6596 nt
Organism: Ceutorhynchus assimilis (cabbage seed weevil)
Lineage: Eukaryota; Metazoa; Arthropoda; Insecta; Coleoptera; Curculionidae
Source: the annotation of a GenBank genome assembly
ACAGACCUUUCAGUGUUCAGUAAAUGCAACUUUACUUUGUAUUAAAUAGAAUUAAGUAAUUGGUUAAUCAUAGCUUUUAUGGGGAUCUAGACAUUUUCAAGCAGUUAAUUGAUAAAUAAUUAUAACUUAACACCAGAUAAAUCUUGCCUUUGGGGCCUUGUCACCUUGUCAUUUUUAAGGUUAUGGGACAUUUUUUUUUGUUGAACUUUUUUGUGUAAAUUAUUAAAGAAAUAGUUUAAUAAGCACAUAUUUAGCCUAAUAACAUCAAAAUGUAAGAUCUCAUUCAAAAUUUCUCAUGUAAUACAUCGAUUACGAAAGCACAUGGUGCGGCCAGGCUAAACUUGUAACAAAUUUUUGAUUCGUUUAUCGAUAGUUUCUUAAUUCUAACGAAUUAAUAAUAAAGUUUUAUCUCCUACCUUGCAGUGUUUGAUGGAAUAUUUCAAAUUUUAACACAAAAUUGCAGGAAAGCACGCUUUUUUUGCCGGCCCGUCCUUUUUGGCAACCAGAAUCUUUUCUAGAAGAAUCUUAUCAAAUUCAAUUUGAACUUUGGUCAACAGUGGGGGGGUGAUGAGCUUCGCGCAUUCAACUGACGUUAUUCAAAAGAAAUUAGAUAAGAUUUAUUUCAAGCAAAUAAAAAGACCUGAAUAACGAAUAAUAAAAAAAUGCAGAUGGUUCAGAAGCCCUACAGACUACACUACAGACAGAAUUGCAUAAGUUUGAGAUUCCACAAAACAGAAAUAAAAUUAUACCUUGUACAGAAUCUGUAAAUAGACGAAAUUCAUAAAAAUCGCACUAGAUGUCGCCAGCGCAACAAAAUAUAUAUUUGACCGUGUGAUUGUUUAGCGGGAAAUUCAAACUCCGGCUUUUUAAACAAGAAUUAAAACUUAAUUUAUUUAGAGACUAUGGUCGUUUAAUUGGCCUCAUCUGCUGCUUUAAAUAAUGUUGCAAGGCUUGAACUUCUAUAAUUCCAAUUAAAAUCCGGCUAUUUUUAAGCUACAAAACGUAAUAAUUCGGGUUUGCGCGUGUCUAUUUCCAGUUUGUGGUGCAGUCUAUUUUAAAGCCAGUAGUAGUUUUUUUUAUAGCAAUUGACUAUAUACCUAUUUAAAUUCAAUUAAACUCAUUUUUUCACUUGUCAGCCUUGACUAUAGGCUGUUUUAAUUAGUUAAUAGUUGACCGAUUAAUCUAACAAAUGAAAAUUCUAACGAAAGAGUUAUUGCAGCAGUAGUAUUGAUUCACUUCACUACGAUACGAUGCGGUGUCGGUGAAGGUUAUGAAGCAGUCCAUUUCAACUAAAAGCUAUUAAUAAUUCUUUAUUUAAUUUAAAAACAUCUUUUUAGUGACUUCUUUAAAGACUCACAUUUUCAUCAACAAUUUUCUCGUUAUUUUGUCAAUAAAUAAAACGAAAAUUUAAUGUCACUGCUAGUUAGUGGCCUAGACUUGUAAUUAGAAUAUUGUACUUAUAAACCAUCAAAUUAAAAGCACUACAAAGCAGGCGAAUCGCAAAAGUGUACUUUAGCCUUUAUCUAGUAGCGCAUUUUGCUGUUUUAUAAAAUGUAAUUAGUUGGAGGACUAAAAAAAAAUUUAUCAAAUGCUCGAGUGCGGUAACCGGUUGAGGAGGCGCACAAUUUCAAAAUUUAUUAUGUAAAUUCAUUAAAAAAAAAUAUAAUUAAAUUAAUCAUGGGCUUGUGUUGUGAUUUUUUAAAAAUAAGUGUUUGUGAAAAGUUUACUUAUGGUGUGGUAACUGGAACCGAAACGUUCUUUUAUAAAUUAGGUGUCGGCAUAGCUAAAAAGCCCGUAAAAACCAUAAUUUUGUGUUGGUUGGUCGUAUUUCUGAGUGCUUUUGGAUUUCUAAGGUUUCGACAAGAAAAAAACCCUCUGAAACUAUGGGUACCGCCAGAUACCGCAUUUGUCCGAGAUUCAGAGUGGUUAAUGGAAACCUUUCAAAAUGGAUUUUCAGAUGAAGCUAUAACGAUAAUCGACGAUGACGUUUUGACUCCAAAGAUCAUCAAUAAGCUUGCCAAAAUCCACACUGAAGUAAUGUCAGCAAAAACACCAAACAACAUCACCAUGAGAGAUGUGUGCUUUAAGAUUCCAAAAGUGAAUAAAAAAUUAUUAAGGCUAAUGAUGAGCGAAAAAGAAGACGAAGCAGAUCCGAGCACAACAAUGAAUGCGGCGCUGUAUUGUAGUUUUAUUGAAACAAUGAAGACUGAUUGUUAUACUAAAAGUAUUUUAGAAUUAUGGGAUUUUAAUAUGACUCACAUAUCGUUACUUACUAAGGAGGACAUUGUCAAUGAUAUUAAUUCUUAUGACAAAAAUUUAAUUUUUGGUAAACUCAAAAGUUACGAACACUUAUUGGGUGGAGUAGUUAAAAAUGAAACUGGACACAUUAUUGGAGCAAAAGCUAUCGAAAACUAUUGGUUACUUUUGGUGAAUUUUUCUUCAGUUGAUAUGAGUAAAGCUGGCAAUAUGGCUGGUACAGGAGAUUGGGCCAACGAAAAAGCCUUGGAAUGGGAAAUAACUUUUAUCAACAUAUCGGAGAAGAUAAAGGAAAACGAGAAGGAAUUUUAUUAUUUUGCUAGCAGAAGUUUUGGUGACAUAAGUAACGCCUCAAUGUUCCAAGACAUAGACAAACUAUGCAUCGGCAUAGCCAUAAUGGUUAUAUACGUACAAUUCGUCAUAUCAAAAUUCAACUGGCUAGAAGUCAGGACUGUUUUAGGUACUGUCGGCCUGUUAACCAUCGGCAUGGGCUUCAUCGUGGGCGCUGGAUUGUGUUCGCUUUUUGGUAUAUUUUAUGGGCCCGUGCACAUAUCGUUACCGUUUUUACUUAUGGGCUUAGGCGUCGACGAUAUGUUGGUAAUAAUGAAUUGUUGGGAUGAAUUAUCUGUUUCGGAAACAAGACUGCCAUUACCAGAAAGAGUGGGAUUGAUGUUGAAGCAUGCUGGAGUCUCUAUAACGAUAACGUCGUUUACUGAUGUUAUUGCUUUUAUAAUUGGAUCUUCAACAAUUCUUCCAUGCCUCGAAUCUUUCUGUAUUUAUGCCGCUUUCGGUGUAUUCAUGACGUUCGUUUUUGCUGUAACAUUUUUCACUGCCUGUUUCGUGUUGGACCAGAAACGAUUGGAAAAUGGACGUAAUGGCAUCCUGCCUUGUAUAGAGCAUCCAAAGUAUCAACCUAACAAAUGUAGCCAGAGUCGACUUACCAGCAGAGCAUUUGAGUAUGUUUAUGGAAAUGUGAUACUUACUGUUCCUGGCAAGAUAAUAAUCAUUCUCAUCACCCUUACCUGCACCAGCUUCAGCAUAGAAAGCACCAUGAGACUGGAACAACGUUUCGAUCCCAAAUGGUUCCUGCCUCAGGAAAGUAAUUUGGCAGAUUUCCUAAAAGCCAGAGAGGUACAUUUUCCUCACGUUGGUUGGGACGCUGGUUUUUACAUGGGAGCGCUCAACUAUAGCCAGGAAAUACGCAAAAUCCAUAUGGCAGUGGAAAAACUGGAAAACUUAACAUACAUUACCAGUAAUGUUAUGUCUUGGGUAGAACCUUUCAGGACUUUUGUGUUGGUUAACUUCAAACAUGAUGUUUAUCAGCAAGACCUAGACGAAGACAGAUUCAAUAUAUUCAUGUCAAAAUUCUUGCACAGUCCCCGUUACGCCAAGUACCAAGGCAAUUUCGUUUUCGAUGGUAAAUUAGAGUGCGGAGUCCCGAUUCCAAAAAUCAAAAUGUCAAGCAUCGAUUUCAAUAUAAAAAGGUUCAAGGACCCCAGAUUGCAAAUUGCACCCAUGCAUAUGGUGCAAGCCGUAGCUGAAAAUGCCAAUUUCACUAGUGGCGAUCGAUUUGGUACUGUUUGGUCCAAAUAUUUUGCCAUGUGGAUUACCGAUGAGUUAAUAGACGUAGAAGUUAUGAGAAAUCUAGAACUAGCCUUAAUCUGUGUCAUGGCCUGUACAAUAUUACUGAUAGCAGAUUGGCAAACUUGCUUAUGGAUUUUUGUUUGUGUAUUGGUAACGAUGGUCAAUGUGUGUGGUUUUAUGCAACGUUGGGGUUUAACCAUUGACUUGGUGUCCUGUAUCGGGCUGGAGUUGGCCAUUGGACUUUGUGUGGAUUACGCUACGCAUAUCGGACACACUUUUUUAACCAUACAUGAGGGUACCAGACAGGAGCGCGCUUUAAGAACUGUGAGUUCUAUAGGAUCUGCAGUACUGUUCGGAGGCCUGUCUACCUUCAUCGGAGUCUUUAUGAUGAGCCAAUCGGAUGCUUAUACUUUUCAGUCCUUUUUCAAGAUAUUUUCUCUAGUCAUAAUUUUCGGUAUUUUCCACGGAACGAUGCUAUUUCCUGUAAUCUUAAGCUGGAUAGGUCCUGAUCCAUAUAAAGUACAUUCUAAGCCAAUACCACAGCACGAAGUGACAGAAAAUGGAACUGAAUUAACCUAAUACAACUUAUUAUUAAAUUAUUUUUUGUUUGGUAAAAUAUUUUUAUAAUAAAUUUGUUUAUUUUAUACUAAUUUGUUGUUUCACUAAAACACUCGAAUAAAAUUCCUACCAACUGUAUAUUACAUAAAAAUAAAACAAAACAACCUAAAAAUUGGAAAAUAUUACAAAAUAUACAAUAUGGUGUCUAAGUAUUAUGAAUUCGAAGUCAUUUACUUUAUGCCCAAUGAUAUCACCCAGAAAAAGGUAAUUUCAAAUGGUUCAAAUAUUAUUAAGUUUAUUUUGGGUUUAAAUUAAGUGAGUAAUAUUUAUAUAUCCAUUAUUUUUAACUAUUGCUAUUUAAUAAUUAUAAUUUGAAUGUGUAUAAGAUCAAAGAAAUGAGCUACUAACUAAAUUUCAAUAGUUUGAUGCUUGAACUGAUAUUAUAUUAAAUCUUUGUUGUUGAUAAUGUGACUGAGAACAAUUUUUUUAAAAAUUUAUACAUGCCUUAAAUUACAAAAAUUCUAGCUACACAAAAUUAUUCUCUCAUCAAUUAUGAAUUUAAUAUAUUAACAGUUCCUUUUAGUUCCAUUUGAAAUCCCUUUAAGUACCUAGCAGAAAUAUAUUUAAUCUAUGAAAAGUACAAAAACAGUUAUAAUUUUUUGACAAACUAUUAGAGAAAAUAGGGAUUUCUUUUUUAAAAAAUUAUAUAGCAUCUUUUAAUGUUACAAUAUUGCUUAAAUAUUAAUUAUUUAAAUAGAAAAUCAAACAUCAACAGUCAAAAAAGUUAAAUACAUAGGCGCCAAGUUUUUCUUUUGGUUUAUGGAAUCGGAAAGAACCUUAGAUCUCUGUUUUACCCAUCAAAAAGAAAUAUUUUUUGGGGGAUAUACCAAGGUUAAAUACUAUAUUAUACAAAAUUAUAUCAAUAUUCACAAACUUAACCUCUUAGCAAUGUGAAUAGUUUAUUCGUCAUUCAGUGACAAAAAAUAACGACCUUUGUUAGUCACUGUAAACAUUUGCUUUUGCAUGUAUUCUUUUUUCCAUCGAUGUAUCCAUCUGAAUUCAUCAUUAUGAGACAGCCAAUUUUCUAUGAACUAGACAAAGAUAGACUAAUGAUCAAUGGAUCCACCAGUGAAAAAAAGAAUGCGCCCUUUCCUAGUUGUUUCUGGUUGAUAGAUAAAGCAGAGUACUAAACUUUGUGUUCCUCACCGAAACCUUAACUGUCACUUAAGAAACUGGCCCUAGAAAUAAUAGUGUGUACAAAGAGUGAAAAUAAUUUAGGAUAAAUAAAGUCAGUCAAAUAAGUUAUUUUUGUUGAUAAUGAUUGCCUACAAGAAAAAACCAUAAUAUUUACACUAAACUAAUAUGGCUUAGUUAAAUUGGCAUUACACAAUAAAAUGUAACACACUUGUAAAAAACAAACAGGUUCCUAAUUAUAAGUCUUUUCCCUGAGCUCAACUAUUUCUAAAUUUUUCUCCCAAAAGAAAAAAUGUGAACCUAUUUCACAGUAUUUUUUUUUUUGACAAAGAACUAAAAAUCUAUAAUACUUAAUAUUAUUCGGAAAAAUUGCUCUUAAUAAUCUGAUAUGAUUGGUGGACUGUAAUAAUUAUAAUUGAUAUCGUCGAUAGGCCAUAUAUGACUUACUUUUAAUAGUCUUGUUUUUUUUUGUAAUAUACAGGGCGUUAAAAAAGUCGAUCAAUUACAUAUCUAAAAAUUUUUUUACCGUUUGCAAUUUUUCGUACACUUUAUAUUGCACUUAACGAUAUUCAAAUGUUACCAACUAGUAAGGGGUGGUCCUUAAGUAUGUCAAGAAAAAAUAGGAACAGUAUCUCUUAACCGUAUGGUAGGUCCAUGCUUCAUAAAAACUUUCUAUCUUAAAUUUACUUCAGGAAUCCAUCCCUUAAUAAUUGUCUUGAACAUUAUGGCAAAUAUUGCCAACGAAAAUUGCAAACUAUAAAACGGAUAAACAAAAAGGUUGGUUAAAAUAAUAAUUAAUGGCAGUAGAAACCUUGCAAUAAAAUUGAAAAUUGAACACAUACAUAAUAAUAUUAUAAUUUAAAUCAGUCAAUGUCACAAUAGUUAUUAUUUCGAAGAUUUGUCGACGCAUUGAAUAAGUGGCUAAAAUUAUCACCAUUAAUUGAAUCUCAGCUCGGCUGAGGACCGUGACCGAACAUAUCCUGAUCUCGAUCUCUAUCUCUUCU